This is a messenger RNA of Trypanosoma grayi, 987 nucleotides long. RefSeq lists its product as hypothetical. The transcript has a single exon. NCBI's taxonomy places the organism in Eukaryota, Euglenozoa, Kinetoplastea, Trypanosomatida, Trypanosomatidae. The record is from RefSeq and is a predicted model, not a curated record. Bases 1 to 987 code for a protein of 328 amino acids.
AUGGGCUCAUCGAACGGUAAAAACCGGUAUAGCGGCAGCAAUGUGACACAGAUGAAGGGGAGUACAUCCACGCAGUCAAGCAAGGCGUCGUCCUCCACCUCUGGCCCGACACGCCAUUUUAUAGUUCCAAAGCCGCCCGCCGUGCCGGCGUGCCUGCAACAGGGGCGCCGGGAAAGUGUGGCCGUGAGUGUCAAUGAACGCGGCGAGCCGGCGACAACUGGGUCCUCUCCAGCAACAGAAAUGGGACACACCACCAGCGAGAGCGCAAGUGCCUCACAGGACCUUUUUGUGGCACACUUACCAACAUUUUCGAAUGCUGAUGAGUUAAAUGUUGCAUCUGGGGAUCUGACGGCGGGGCAAAAUACACUGGUAUCUGGCGACGGUGGCUUGAACCAUCAGCGGAGGGCACUUAAAGAGUUACAGCCACAUGAAAAGGAAAGUAGCCCAUCCUUUAUGCGAUAUGAUUCCUUUGAUUAUAGGCAAAUUCGGGUCAAAAGCCGUUCAAUGGGGACAAAAACCCAGAAACGACCGAUGCAUGGCCGCAUUUUGUAUUCCUCCUAUGACAGUACAUCUCGGAAUAUAGACACACAGUACGCGUCGAAGUUCAUCGAAACCGAUCUGCAGAGCAAUGUUGAUUCAACUCCGAACGCGAGCCGGAUGAGCAAUCCACGCUCAAACCAGGCCUUCUUGUGUGGUGUUGAUAACACCAGGACACUGCAAAAUGCGAAAGCAGUACUAAGAAAGCACAUGCAACAGUCGCUGGCGUCCUCUUUGCAUAGCAUGCACUCAACAGGGCAGUGCCUUCGUAGCGAAGGCGAUGCUCCUCUGGGGAAAGUCUACAAUCCUUUAGUUGUGCAUGGUAGUUUUGUAGCCCACGUACAAACUCCGGCACGAAAUGGAGGGGGAACUACUGGUGAAAGUUGUUCCUUAAGUGCACCUGGAGGAGGAGGAGGAGGAGGAGGAGGGGNGAGGAGGAGGAGGAAAUAG